Hippocampus comes (tiger tail seahorse) is the source of this 2133-nucleotide messenger RNA. It is a transcript of the gene carmil3, whose product is annotated as capping protein regulator and myosin 1 linker 3. Gene Ontology annotation, biological process: cell migration; regulation of Arp2/3 complex-mediated actin nucleation. Gene Ontology annotation, cellular component: lamellipodium; plasma membrane. Lineage: Eukaryota; Metazoa; Chordata; Actinopteri; Syngnathiformes; Syngnathidae. The transcript is spliced from 14 exons. The record is from RefSeq and is a predicted model, not a curated record. The coding region runs from base 158 to 1429 and encodes 423 amino acids.
AGCGCGCCCACCAGUGCGACUGCGAACGGCGCGUCACACCAUCGCUUCGGUUCACAGCUCGCGGUGGCGCAAAAGGGGACCGCAGGAAGCACGUUUGAGGGCAUUCGGGACGUUUGGGGACUCUCGGAGGAUCAGCUCAGGCAGCGAGGUGCGCGCCAUGGCCUCCAAAGAGACCACAGCGCCGGGCUUUGCCAGUGUCAGCAGGGAAUUGACAGAGAGCAUCAGGAAGGUGCUGGACAAACAGGCCAUUAAAUUUGUGAGAGCUACCAAACUGGACACCAAGAAUGGGAAAUCGGAAGACAGGAUUCUGGUCCUGGCAACAUGGAGACUGUAUCUCUUGGCUGUCAAAGUGCCUACAAAGGUGGAGGUCACGUUCAACUUCUUGGAAAUCCGUGCAAUGAACACUUAUCCAGAGCAUCAGGUUCUAAUCGACACAGACAAGACGACUUAUUCGCUGAGAUUGGAAACCCAGGACCAGUUGGAUCACAUGGUCAGUCACAUCAACUACGCCCUCUCCCGAGUCUUCAACAACUCCAUUUAUGCUCCUCCCAUUUGUCGAGCGGAAGGGGACACGACUGAUGGAAUUCAGCAGUAUUCACCGAUUUCAGAGUCAUCGCUCGACCCCCAGAAAACCUGCGGAGGUUUUUCAGAGACGUACGCGGCUCUUUGUGACUACAAUGGAAUUGGCUGCAAAGAGGAGGUGCAAUGGGAUGUUGAUACCAUCUACCACUCUCAGGAUAACCGGGAGUUAAACUUGCUGGAUUUUAGUCAUCUUGAGAGCAGGGACCUGGCUGUGAUUGUGGCGUCCGUUGCGUACAACACGUGGUUCACCAAGCUGUACUGCAAAGACAUGCGCAUUGGCUCAGAAGUGGUGGACCAGGUCCUUCAUACAGUCAGCAAGUCCAACAGCCUGGAAGAACUCACUCUGGAAAACGCCGGGCUAAAAUCGGAUUUUCCCCAGAAAAUGGCAACAGCACUGUCAGAGAACCCAGGCUCCAUGAUUCACUCUCUCAACCUGGCUCACAACACGCUUGACAACCAAGGAGUUUCCAAUCUGAUUCAACAAGUGUGUCGUCUCAACAAGGGCCUCCGUCUCCUCAAUCUUUCCAAGACGUCGCUUUCUUCCAAAGGCGUCGUGUCUCUGUCCCAGGCAUUGUGUUCCAGCGAUGACUACUCCAAUUCUUUGUUGCACCUGGACCUCAGUAAAAACCCAGGAGUUCUGUCUGGAGAGGAUGCCACGAAUCUGUACCUCUUCCUUGCCCAGCCCAACUGUCUUGUCCAUUUGGACCUGUCUGGGACGGACUGCACAGUGGACUCGGUUUGUAACUCUGACCUGACAUAUUCUGUCUUCUCUCAUUUUGAUUCAGCACAAAAAAAACAGACUGGGGGUGGCGUGCAGAAUCUAAAUGAGUCACUUACUAAAAUGUAGCCUUUUCAGAACUUGUGUGCGUCAUGCAUUGAGUGAUGAUGAACAGAGAGCACCCCAAAAAUUAGUCUCUUUUUUUUUUUCCCGCAACUUUGUCACCUAAGACAGAGCGAGAGACCAUUGCUUGUGUCUAAUGUUGAAAUGUAGCAUCUCUGCCACAGAGCCACGACCAAGACAAUUUCAUGUCUUGCUGCAUUAGCACAAACUCUAACGAGUAAAAUGAUGACAAAGCCGAUUGAGUUCAGUGUGAGUUUAGAUGUGCGUCUGCCUCUGCUGCCUACCUCAGAGAUGGACUGCAAGGUUGAUUGCACUGCACUCGGGCCGUUUUAGUGGGCAUCUUAGUGGUGUGGAUGUCGGCGAUCGUGAUAAGAGCUGACUGGGCAGGAGGCCGCAUGUGUGGUUUAUGGCCACUGUGCCGCUUCCCUUGCCAUCUAACUGACAUAUCGCGCUGAAGUAAUGAAAGAUAGAGAUUCACCAAAUAAAAUUUAGCCUCAACGCUGCGAUAUCAGUCCGAUCCAUAGCGAUGAGCUGAUAUAUCAGUGGAGUGGGUGCUUACUCUCACUGGCCAUAACAUUAGCCACAACUGCGCAAUAUUGUAAGCGCUUAAUACAAGUAGUGCAUCAAAAUCUUCGCCUUUAACAGAUAAUGAUGCCAAGUCUUGACUGAAACUUGCCGAAUGGUUUUUAUUGAACAAUAUGUUGAGUUUU